Molecule: messenger RNA, 5234 nt
Organism: Doryrhamphus excisus (bluestripe pipefish)
Lineage: Eukaryota; Metazoa; Chordata; Actinopteri; Syngnathiformes; Syngnathidae
Source: RefSeq, a predicted model, not a curated record
AUUAGGAAAAGCCGAAAUGGUACUGUGGCGUCCUCUGUCGGCAGUAAUGUGCACAGCUGCUGUCCAGAAUGUAAGGUGUUAGUGAUUAACCCUUGCUGUCUACUCAGACAAGCAACAGCAGGGGCGAAGUGCGGACAGAGUUCAACUUUUUAAACUCUUACAGAUCAGUCACAUUUGAAUAUUACAAGCAAGUGGAUAUCGGAUUGGACCACUGUGGUGCCACCAACAAGCGAAGCUUUCUUCAUAUGCCUCCUUAAGAGAAACAGUGGAGGCAUCUAGCAACUUCUAAUAAGCCAACAACAUGGAUGCUUUUGAGGGAAUUCACAGUGUUCAGAUUUCCUCCUCUCCACCACCCGCAACCUCCUCCAGUCCGGCCUAUGAAGUCCUUAAGGCAGGCAGGCGGGGAAUAGCUGUGUAUUCCUCUGCAGUGUUCUUUGGGACCCCUUCCAGCCAAGGAACACGCUCCAAGACCUUGUCCAGCAGGAGAAGGGAGGCUGAGGAUGAAGGCUGCGUCGUAGGAAGAUUAGUAGAUCUGGAUCCAGAGCCAGAGUCCAGAAUGGAGGGAAGAGGCAACAGUGGGCCCAAUUCAGGACUAGAUCGUGGUAUCCACUCCUGCUUGCGGAGCUCCUCGCUAGAAAUUAGAGGGAAAGAAAUUCAAGAAAAGGGCUCCGAGAUCCUCAGCGAGCAACUGGAUGCUGCAAAGAGGGAACUGAAACUGAAAGAUAAGGAGUGUGAGCGUCUGUCACAGGUCAGGAAUCAACUGGAACAAGAGCUGGAGGAACUGACUGCUAGUCUAUUUGAGGAAGCUCACAAGAUGGUGCGGGAGGCGAAUGUCAAACAAGCAGCAUCAGAGAAACAACUGAAGGAGGCUCAGGGGAAGAUCGACGUCCUGCAGGCAGAAGUGACAGCACUCAAGUCUCUGGUGUUGACGUCCACGCCGUCCUCCCCGAAUCGCCAGUUGCACCCCCAGUUGCAGCUUCCAGUCACCAGGGGGGCACAUAAAAUGGUCGGAGGCCACAUUCGUAACAAGAGUCUGAGCGGCAGCUUCCCGACCCCACCUGGAAAACCCGAAUCGCCAUCACGUGCUGUUCAGCCUAUGGCCAAAGAGGACAGCGAGGAGAAAAGGGAUGGGGUAGGGCCUGACAGCAGACAGAUGGACUCAGUUCUCUAUGCAGAAUUCCUGCUGUGGAAGGAACAUCCAAGUCUAGAUCGCUCGUCUGCCCUCAUGAGUCGGAUCUACAGAGAAGAAAUAACACCCUGCCUCUCCUUUACACGAUCAGAGCUGUCCCAGCUGGUGCAGAGUGCCGUGGAAAACAAUUCUUUGACUAUCGAGCCUGUGGCCAUGUCAGCAUUACCAAUGGUUAAAGCCUCGGUGAUAGAGUGUGGCGGCCCUAACGGCUGUAGGGCAGCAGUAGAGACAAAAUGUGCAUUAAGUGGAGUGUCGCGACUGUGCAGACAUCGCAUUAAACUUGGUGACAAGGGGAGUUACUACUACAUCUCCCCCUCUAGUCGAGCACGGAUCACGGCUGUGUGUAAUUUUUUUACGUAUAUCCGCUACAUUCAGCAGGGCCUGGUCAGGCACGAUGCAGAGCAAAUGUUCUGGGAGGUGAUGCGUCUCCGCAGGGAGAUGACUGUGGCCAAGUUGGGCUUCUACCUCACGGAGUAGUGUUGGGGGACCCGCUGGACCAGCUUGAGGAGCCAACCACAGCACGCCAGGCUUACAAUGUGGUAAUUAAUAACAGCUUUAAUGCUGUAGUGGUCAACCAAGGAAAUACCCUAUCACAAUAAGAUAAUGAAAGGUAAAGUUCCAAGACUUACAUAAACAUUGAAUAUAUACUGUAUAUGUGUACAUAUGUAUGUGUGUGUGUGUGUGUGUAUAUAUAUAUAUAUAUAUAUAUAUAGGUAUGUGUAUAUGUAUGUAUGUUGUGUGUGUGUAUAUGUAAUAGAUAUAUAUGUACACACUUAUAUAUUCUAUGUUAAUGUAAGACGUGUGUAUUAUAUAUUUACAGUACACACAUACACACAUUACAUGACAUCAAGACUACAAAAAAAACUACAUCAUGUAAAAUUUUACAUGAUUAUAUACAUGAUAGAUCGGAGAUAGAUUUUAUGUAUGUAUGCGUGUGUGUAUAUAUAUAUAUAUAUACAUACAUACAUAUACAAGCUGUACAGUGGAAUUCAAGUUGAGUUAAAUCAGGUUCAAGACGUCGCUGAAAAUCGUACAGGUAAACAAAUGGUAUAAUGUAUAAUUUUAUUCUGAAAUAGGUGCCAUAUACAUUCAAAAACUUUAUACACAUUACUUUGAGAUAUCGCCAAGCUCGUCCAUGACGGUUUGUGCCAUCAGAUCAGUCUGAAUUUUGCAAGCUUGCACUUUGUUCUUGAUUGAUGCCUUUUUAAGAAGCAGCAGUUGCAGUCUGAUGUUGGCUUGGCAUGUUUUAUUAGUCGUACGUACCGUCCUCCACAGUUUUGCACUUCUGAAAUCAACACUUUUGUGUAUGUACUAUAUACUAGGGGCCAAAUUUAUACAAUUCUGUGGAUAUUUACUGUGCUAUGAAAAAGAUUUUCCUUUAUAAAUCAGGCAAUUUGGGAUCAGCCAUUUCAGUUAAAUAUAUCAUAUAGCAGACGAACACAGCGAUGGAUGAGAAGUGAAAUAAAGUUUCAGAUUCACAGAAAGUGUGCAGUAAUUAUUUAAACAAAAGUAAGCAGGUGCAUAAAUUUGGGCACCCCAACAGAAAUAUGACAUCAAUAUUCAGUAGAUCCUCCUUUUGCAGAAAUAAAUACUUCCUACAGUUUCCAAUAAGGGUCUGGAUUCUGGUUGAAGGUAUUUAUGACCAUUCUUCUUUCCAAAACAUCUCCAGUUGAGUCAGGUUUGAUGGUUUCCAAGCAUGGACAGCCCACUUUAAAUCACACCACAGAUUUUCAAUAAUAUUUAGGUCUGGGGACUGAGGUGGCCAUUCCAGAACAUUGUAGUACUUCUUCCUCUGCAUGAAUGCCUUUUGUAGAAUUUUAAGCAGUAUUUAGGAUCGUUGUCAUGGUGGAAGUAUCCAUCCCCAGCCCAACUUCAACUUUGAACCACUACCAAAGGUUACUGUGGGCAGUAAGUGUUUGUCUUGGAAUGCAAUCUUCUUCGUCCGCCAUGCAACCCCCACCCCCCACUUUUGUUUAAAUAAUUAUUGCACACUUUCUGUAAAUGCUAUAAACUUUAUUUCACUUCUCAUCUAUCAGUGUGUUUGUCAGCUAUAUGAUAUUUAUCUGAAAUUGCUGAUCCAAACAACCAGUGACUUAUAAAGGAAAAUCUUAAAAAUGACCUGAGGUGCCCAAACCUUUUCAUACCACUGUAGGUGUAGAAAUCUGUGUACUCACAUAACAGGAAACACGCAUAUGCAGUCUUUCUGUUCUAUGUAUAAAACUCCACGUAUGUAUAUUCCCACGUGUUUUUCCUUCAUACACAUUAAUAAUGCUGAAAUUGUGUGCAUAUGAAAGUGCGCCACAACCUUCACCUGCCCAGACGUGGGCACGUAUCCUGGAAUCACAAAAAUAAACGAUAAAUUCCAUGCCUUGGAGCUAAGGGAACCGCAAAGGGGGCAAUAAAUAAACAAGAUCCUGCUAACGGUAUGAAAAAUUUUAACAUAAGCCUGCUGAUUUUUAUGAACUCACCAUGCAGUUGUUGCAUCAACCCAGGACACAGUUGCAGUGCUGCUGCAGCUGGCUUGUGGUCUGCGAAUUGGCAUUUCUUACGGCCAGAUUGUGCAACACAACACAGAUUGACUAUUCUGAACAUCUUUACUGGCUGGUAGAGAUCUUAUUCAAUUACAUCAUAACAGAGUGAAAUAAAACAAAUCAAACUGAAAUGUUUAUUUUGUCCUUUCACACCGGAAAGGACUGUAUAGGCUAUACAUGGUCUGCCGAAUCCCUGUUUAUGGAUUUUUAUAAAUUUGGAAAAAUACGUGGGAAUAAUGUACCAAUGUGGAUUUUUGUACAUUUGAAUAAAUACAUGGGAAGUGGCGUAUGUGCACCUUUUAUGUGUACGCAUGGUAUUUGGCCCCAGAGGCUUCCCAACAGGAAGCUUAUCUCUCCUUUUUGUCAUAGUAGCUCUAAUGCUGAUAAAAAUUGGGUGACCCCUACUCUAGAAAAUGCAUGCUGAAAUAUAAGAUGCAGAACAAUUUUUUCUGUUGUAGAUACAGGAAAAGGUGGGGGCUCCUGUACUGUAUGUGCAUGUCCAACGCAGUCCAAAGCCAUAUUAUGGAAUUUGCAUUGGGUGUUUUAUCUCAUGGCGUAGAUUUAUUAGCAUUUUUAACCGUCAUCUCAAAAAAACUGUACAUUGAAGGUGAAAAUGAAGAAAUGUGGAUACAGAAGUGCAAUAAACUCUUCUUGGCCUCUUCGGCUUUGAGAUGUCCCAGCUUUGAUGUACUGACGAUAACUGUCAACAAUUUAGGUUUGACAAUGCCAUGCUUUUCCUACUUGUCAUUUCAUAAAUCGUGUUACUUCUUGGUAAAUAUUUUCCAGUGACCUUGACGUCAACACCGUGAAUGGCCUGUGUACAGUGACAUAAAACACAAAGACACACCCAUGUUGUUUUACAGGUUUGUAUAAAGGAAUUCAACACCGGGAUACUGAACAAACAUUGAGGCCAUAUCCAACUCACAGGGCUUUAUGGAAUGAAAAUGUGUUUUCGGAGCAUUCGGACAUUCCUGUAAGCCUGUGGUUUCCGGCUUGAAAAUACCUUUCUAAGCUUGUUCAUUCUUCACAGACCUCACAAUACAGCUUGUAGUAGACCUCAGUUUCAGUAAGUCAUAUUAAUUUGUAGUACAGUGAGACGGGUUGGUGACAUAAUACACAGCACAAAGGACAUAACAUGACCUUGUUCUUUGAUACUCAUUUUGAACUAGAAAUAUCAACAUGCUGGUUCUUGUUACGGUUUCCAUUACAUUCGCAAUUAUGACUUCGGACUCAUCGGGACAAUAUCAUCGAAGAUUUGCAAUUUGAUUCGGAUCUUGACAUCAUUGAUGUGGGGCUUAAGUGGGAUUGUGGUCUGACGACAUGUAAAUACUUGAGCUUUUCAGUGAAUGUGUUCCGUUAAAUGCGCCCCCAUUCAAAGUAUUCAAUUCGUGAUCAUUGUGAUUGUAAUUUUCAACAACAUAUUUUCUCUUUGAAUCUGACUCAUUGAAUGUAUCUAUUAACAUCCAGUUACUGUAGGUUUAAGAACAAACAAUCGUGUGGAUUACAUAAAUCCU